Blastocystis hominis is the source of this 1880-nucleotide messenger RNA. RefSeq lists its product as hypothetical. Lineage: Eukaryota; Bigyra; Opalinata; Blastocystidae. Gene Ontology annotation, molecular function: ATP binding; ATP-dependent protein folding chaperone; misfolded protein binding. The record is from RefSeq and is a predicted model, not a curated record. Gene Ontology annotation, biological process: cellular response to unfolded protein; protein refolding. Bases 1 to 1830 code for a protein of 609 amino acids. The transcript has a single exon. Gene Ontology annotation, cellular component: cytoplasm.
AUGGAAAAUAUUACUUCUACAGCAAUUGGCAUUGACCUUGGGACGACGAACUCUUGCGUUGCAGUUUGGAAAAACGGACAGAUUCAAAUUGCACCUAGUGAGAUGGGAACCCGAACUACUCCUUCUGUUGUGUCAUUUACAGACAGUGAGAGAAUCAUUGGAGUAGCGGCAAAGAAACGUAUGCGCUCAAACUAUCAAAAUACGGUAUAUGACACGAAGAGACUUAUUGGUCAUGCGUACAAAGAUGCUGAAGUGCAGAGCGAUAUGAAAAUGUGGCCGUUCAAGGUGACAGAAAGUGUGGAGGGAAAACCAGUGAUUAAUGUUAUGUAUAAGAAGGAAGCGAAGGUGUUCAGUCCUGAGCAGAUUAGUGCAAUGAUUCUCGAGAAGAUGAAGAAGCAAGCCGAAGCUUUUCUUGAUGCUAAGGUAACAAGCGCUGUAAUCACCGUUCCUGCGUACUUCAAUGAUAGCCAGAGACAGGCUACAAAGGACGCUGCAACAAUUGCGGGUCUAAACGUCCUCCGUAUUCUGAAUGAACCCUCUGCCGCUGCCUUUGCUUAUGUUUUUGAGAACCAGCACUCGGAUAAAAACAUUUUAAUUUAUGAUCUUGGAGGUGGUACUUUUGAUGUCUCCAUUUUGGCUUUGAGAAAUGGAAAUUUUGAGGUGGUUUCAUGCAAUGGCGAUAGUCAUUUGGGAGGUGAUGAUUUUGACAAUAACCUUGCCAAGUAUGUAAUGGACCAGUAUUGCAAAGAGAAGGACGAGGAUAUUCGCUCGAAUCGGCGAUGGAAAGCUCGAGUGAAGGAUGCUUGCGAGAACUGCAAGCAGGAGCUUUCCUUUGCGACUACCUCUCGCAUUGAAUUUGAGGAAUAUGAUUUUGAGUGCACCAUCAGUCGUUUUCUGUUCGAAGAUCUGAAUAGUGCCCUCUUUAAAAAGACGAUUUCGAUCGUGGACAAAACGCUGCGCGAUGCAAGUCUCAGCAAGGACGCUAUUCAUGAAGUAGUGUUGGUCGGUGGCUCAACUCGAAUUCCCAAGAUUCAGGAACUGCUCUCGAAUUGCUUCCCUCACAGCAAGGUCUGCAAGAGCAUCAAUCCCGACGAAGCUGUUGCCAUGGGCGCUCUGAUUAUGGCACAGAAGCUGGACAAAGACCACGACUCAGCGGCAGAGCAGGUGUUCGAUAAGAUCGAUAUCUUGGAUUGUACUCCCCUUUCUCUUGGAGUGGAAACUGUUGGGGGUGUGAUGAGCGUGAUGAUUCCUCGGAAUACUCGCAUUCCGACCACUUUUACGGAUGUGUACACGACUCCUACAGACAAUCAGUCGACCGUAGAGAUCAAGGUGUAUCAGGGAGAGCGACUCUUAACGCGCGAUAAUUGUCUUCUAGGAAAGUUUACGAUCUCGGAUAUUCCUCUGAUGCGGGCCGACGAGCCGAUCAUUGAGAUCACCUUCUACAUCGAUGAAAACAACAUUUUAGAUGUGUCUGCAGUGGAGAAGAGCAGUGGAAAGCAGAGCAAGAUCCUCAUCGACAACGCCAAUACGAAUCUAUCGCAACAGCAAAUCCAAUCCAUGAUCGAAACAGCAGAGAUGUUCCGGCAGGACGAUGAGGAAAACGCGAAGAAACUGGGGUACAUCAAUGAGCUCGAGAACUUGGUGCGAAGAAUCAGCUCCUUACUAGAAGAAAAAGAAGAGUCGCUUCCUGCGGAUGCGAAGAAGAACUUCCAAUUAAACUUGGAUAAGUUGCAAGACUUCUUAUAUGCCUGCGGAAGUGCAGAGAUGAACGAUGUCAUUGCCUGGAUAAAUGUCGCACGUCAGCAAUAUUCUCUUCUAACAUCGUGCUAGUUAUUAUCUGUGUUUUUCGUAAAGGGAGUUAGUUAUCUUCACGGAUAGAA